AUGGCAGCAAAUGCAACUAUGCCAGCUCGAGGUGCUCGUGGCGCUCCCGAAUUCGAUUCCAAGCAGCCUAGGGAGCUGCCCCGUUAUUUCUCCGAUUUGGAAUUCCACUUCACUGCAGCAAAUAUCACAGAUCCGCAGGAAAAGAAGAGGCAGGCAAUACGCUACCUGUCAUUCGAAGACGCCGAGCUGUGGGAAUCCCUUGAUUCCUUUUCCCCUGGCAUUGGCUACGAUGCGUUCAAGGCAGCCGUUGCAAAGCUAUACCCUGGGACCGACGCCGACCGCCGCUACGCACUUGCUGAUCUCCACACACUAAUUGGGGAGUACGCUAGCGUUGGAAUUCUCUCGCGUGCUGACUACAGUGAAUUCUACCGAAAAUUCCUUGUUAUCACCAAGUUCCUCCCCCCUACGCUCUGGAACCGCGUACACCAGCGCCUGCAGAUCAAGCAACCUGAUGUGCAUCCCGACGACCCGUACGACCUCGCAGAUUUGAAUGAGGCCAUGGAAUUUGUCCUCGCCGACUCAUCCUACGGUUCUGCAGCUCCUCCGUCCGCGCUUUUGUCGCCUACGCCCGUGAAAAAGGAGUCGGCAGAUCCAGGAAUCUCGCAAUUGAUUGAGUCGAUGAAUGGCUUGAUGAAAGUUCUGGCAGCUCAGGCUGCAGUCACGGCUCAAGCUGUUGCGGCUCAACAAUCUACUCGACCACCUCCCCCCACAAUUCCCGUCAAUUCGACUCCUCGGGAUCUCAGCUGCAGUUAUUGCAGCGAACAUGGGCAUUUCAUCAUUCGGUGCCCUCAUGUGGAUGAAGAUAUUCAAUCUGGGAAGUGUAAACGCAAUACGGACGGGCAGGUCGUCCUGCCGAGCGGCGCUUAUAUUCCACGGCGCAUCAUGGGCGUCAAUUUACGAGCUCGGUUUGACGAAUAUCACCGCCAGAACCCCGGACAAAUGGCCGCUCAAAAUAUGGUUGAAGUCUCGACUCAUUUCUUGACUUCCAAUCCAGCAGCGCCGGAGGUAUCCACUUUUGCCCUUUCAGAUGCUGAGAGAAUCCAGUCUCUCGAGCGCGAGAUCCUGGCGAUGCGCACUCGAUCCCAGGCACGUGCUGCACUGGAUCGGUCUGGGGACCGCGUCGAAGCCCCGGAACGAGUGGUUCGACCUGCGGCUCAAUCUACACCGGCCCCAGCUCCCGCUCCCGCUCCCGCUCCUGUGACCCGUCCUCCGGCUGCUAUCCCCGCUACUGCACCUGAACAUCCCUAUGCGAAAGCCAAAGAUGCUGCGUAUGCUCCUCCCCGUGACCACAACGUUGGGGCUCGAGCUCCGGUCGUUCCCGCCAAGAAAACUGAUCCUGCGUACCGUUCUGUAGCGCCGGUUUACGAUCCAAAGCACGAGGAUGCUGUUUUCGGCCGAAUUCUUGGAGCCAAAGUCGAGAAUUCGAUCGAAGAAAUCCUUUCAAUCUCUCUGGGUGUACGGUCUCGUAUGAGUAACGCCACUACCAGCCGCCGCGUUCCGCCGACCUCUGGUGCCGAUUCUAAACCCCCGGCGGUCUCAACCCACAUCUACGACGAUUUCUCACAUAGAAACAUGUCCGACAGCGCGGCAAUCGAGCCUCUGGACGCCCAGACAUCUAACAAUGCACGAGACGCCGCAUUUCUCGAUUCAAUGCCUGCUGCCUUCCACCAAUCUGGGCGCAUAUUCUGGUACAGUCCAGUCCGCAUAUUCGAACGUUCAACCGUCAUCUGCAGUGGAGUCCGAGUCUCCCAUGGGGGAUUCAACUCCCCCUUUGUUUCUCAAGCCGUCACCGCCUCCUCAUUACCAUGA
Messenger RNA from Mycena citricolor, 1809 nucleotides. The record is from the annotation of a GenBank genome assembly. Lineage: Eukaryota; Fungi; Basidiomycota; Agaricomycetes; Agaricales; Mycenaceae.